CUGUUUUCUUGGCUUAUAUAUCUUAUCCUGUAGUUGGAAUCUUCAUUCUUCUAGUUUGCAACGUGUAUUUUAUAUAUUGUGAUCCUGUGAUUGCUGAUUAUUUCAAGACUAAAUUUGCUAUCUACUAGCUUCUUGUUAGAUCAGUCACUGUUAUUAUUAGGUUUUACAUAUUAUCUUAAAUUGUUGCAUUAGGCUUCAUGACCAAGAAACCAGAAAUUACAAAGAGAGAUAAAGGAGUUACCAUCAUAAUAUGUAAAACCUAAUUUGGACGUUGAUGAUCAGGGGAUUCCUCCUAUAAGAAAUGUCAGAUUUAAAAAAUUGCUGAUAUGAUUCUGCAUUCAGGAAACUGAUUAUGCAUUUCUGAAAGAAGCCAUAAGCCAGCCUCCUACUACUUGAAUCAUGGAUGAAGCUCAAAGAUUAUCAACUGUAGAUAUCAUCAGAAUUGCAAGAGCACAUUUCACCAGAUUUUCUUUCCAUGACAGUGUUGAUAUUAGUAUGCUUAAUAGCUUCUUCAGCAGUCCUGGAUCUGGUCUCUCAGAGAAGGAGAUCAAAGAUGUGGAGCUUGCAGUUCUUCUACUAGCUUCUGCUGAGAAGUUUAGCGACCAACAUUUUGACCAGGCAAGCAGAAUCCUUAAUUUGUGUGAUUUCUUGUCUCCAAAUAAUGGAAGUUCUGUCCAGAGAAUGGUUUACUAUUUUGGUAAAGCUCUUCGUGAGAAGAUUGAUAGAGAAACUGGAGCUACUAAAUCAAAGAUCAGAGAAAGCAAAACAGCAGAGCAGUUACUCUCAGAUGAAAUGACACACAUGAAAGAUAUCAAUGAAGAUAUGUUUGAGAUAGAAGAUGGUCAAGUUGUCACCGUCUACUCUUGGGUGUUUCUAAGACACAUUGUAGGACAGCCUGAUUCCUUGGAAUCUCUUAUAGGAGUUCUAAAGAACUUAAAUCCAUGUGUUAUGGUGGUAACAGAAUGUGAGAGUGAUCCAAUAAGGAUUGCUUAUGAAUCAACAUACUUUGGUCGAGAUAUACAAAAUAUUGUUGUCACUGAUGAUGACAAUAGGCAGCCAGUGUUGCCAAACGAUUUGAUGUUUUCUUUUUUUUUGGUUUCUGCUUGGAAAUUCAAAGAACACAAAGCUCCAAGGCCAAGUUGCAGUGGAAAAGGGAAAUCUGUCAGGAAGUAGACCUUGUACCAUUUUCAUGUUACCAUUUGUAUUGAAACAGCCAUCGUCCAAAUUCUGUAUCAAGUUUGUUCCUUUUCUGUUCAAACAUUGAUUAUGUUCCUUUCGUUAAGUGAAAGUAUGAACCAAUUCUUAAUUAAAUAGACUUUGUACCAGUUUUGCUGAAGCGUUAAAUAUCCCAUUUUCAUUCAAAGUUGCUGUUAUGACACACAUGAAAGAGAUUAGUGAAGAUAUCUUUGAGUUAUAUGAUGAUGAGAUAAAGAUGUUUUUCAAUAGACAACGCAUGUCUCUCAGGAAGUAAACCCUUUAACUUCUUGUAAGUGUCUCUAUUGGUAUUGACUUGUCCAUCAUCUGAAUCUUGUAUCACUGUUUGUUCUCUUUCUUUUGAAACAUUUGAUUGUGUUCAAUUAGUGAGAUUUCAACUUCUUGUAAGAUGCUACAAAAUGGAAUAGACAGGCAGAACUUGCCUGUUUUGCUGAGGCCUUAAAUAUACCCAUUUCAUUAGA
This is a messenger RNA of Rubroshorea leprosula, 1676 nucleotides long. Lineage: Eukaryota; Viridiplantae; Streptophyta; Magnoliopsida; Malvales; Dipterocarpaceae. The record is from the annotation of a GenBank genome assembly.